UGUUUGCGCGUCUCCCUCGGUCGCUCGGGUUCGUGCGUGUUGCAGCAUCAAAAUGACUAAACUGCAGCUGCUCAGCGCCUACCUGACGGAGCGGCUGACGGCGGUGGUGAAGGAGGUUCUGGACGUGGUGGAGGACACGGUGUCCGAGUACCGCGAGGAGACCGCCAGAACCAGGCGGGAGAAUGAGAGUCUGCGGAGGCAGCUGCGGGACAUCCUGCUGCUGGAGGCCGAGACCGAGUGGCUGAGGUCAUCCCGGUCAGGUCCAGAACAGAACCUGGAUGAUCCAGAGUCCAGGACCCAUUCAGAUAAACCUGACUCCAGCCUGGACCAGACCCGACAGCCACAGCUGGUUCCAGUCCUGAAGGAAAUGCCACCGGCGCCAGUUUGCCUGCCAGUAGACGAGAAACCUGCAGAUGUCUGGGAACCGGUGCCAACGUCCGACCCGGGUCGGGAAGCGUUUGGCAGAAUUUCACCUCUGCAGACCCAGCCCUCUCUGAAUCUUCCCAUAAUGCACCUGGAUGUUCUGGCUCUCAGGGAGGAGCCGGUGGCGCAGGUCAAAAGAGAACCAGAGGAGGUGAAGGAGGCGGAGCUUCACGACGAGUCUCCCGCCGCCACGGAGGAAUCCGGUUUUGAAAGAGCGGAGGCGGACCCGGCGCUGCAGGACGCUCACAGGAACAGGAAGUCGUGUCAGGAGACGCAGCUGGCCGACGACGUUGCAGCCGGCGGUUUGAUCCCGGAGUUGGUGCACCGCUGCCACCGCUGCGGCGAGGCGUUCGGCCAGGCCGCCGGCCUCCGGCUGCACCUGGACCAGAAGAGGAAGACCUACGCCUGCAGCUGGUGCUGCAAAUCCUUCGCCCAGUCGGCCGACCUGCGGCGCCACCUGCGAACACACACAGGCGAGCGGCCGCACCGCUGCACCUUCUGCUCCAAGAGCUUCAGCCAGCGAGGGAACCUGCGGCGCCACCUGCGGAUCCACACGGGCGAGCGGCCGUACGGCUGCCCCUUCUGCUGCCGCACCUUCAGCGACGGCGACACCAUGAAGAAACACAAACGCACGCACGCCGCAGCAGAACGGGCCACCCGCUGCGCACCCUGCUCCACAACUUUCAGCACCGCCGCCGGCCUGCAGCCGCACCUCGAGAAGGACGCCUGCUGCAGCAGCACCACCUGAUCGGACCGCCAGGACGAGACCGCUGACAUGGACGGACAGAGUCCAACUGCUCAUCAGAACCUUCUGGGUUCUGUUCAGACACAAACUGAACAGCUUCCUGCUUGGAGGUCCGAACGGCCGGAACAAACCCACUGGGUUAGAUCAGAACAGAACCGACUGACCCGGAUAUGUUCUGCCUGCGUCCAAAUGUUCUAUAAGGAGACCCAAACAGCUGCUCACUGACCAGAACCAGACCCACAACAUCCAGAACCAGACCCGUAACAUCAGAACCAGACUUGUAAUAUCAGAACCAGACUCGUAACAUCCAGAACUGACCCGUUUUCCCAGAACCUCUGUGUUCGAUCUGGGUCAGUACUGAAGUUCUGAAGUCCGUUUUUAUAAAAACGAUCAAUUCGAUGUUUUCUGGUUCAGAACCGGAGGUGAGACGAGUUCUGAAGGGGACAGUCCGAUCAUUUCUGUCCCGGUGCUGUGUGUCUGUCUGUGGACAGUUUCUUGUCCGAGCUCUGAAGUAAGACAUGUCCAACUGGACGUCUCAUGGGUCAAAGGUCACAGGUCAAACCUAGUCUCUGCUCCAGCUGGACGUCCAGUCACAGAAUGUCCUCCAGAUUGUCUUUCUGUUUGUCCAUGAGACGGAUUGUCUUCCUUAUUCCAGAAGUCUGACCCAGCUGAUCUGAAGUUUAAAAUAUUCUUCAAAAGUCUGAAGACGUUUUUAUCGAAAAGUCCGUUCACCAGA
Nematolebias whitei (Rio pearlfish) is the source of this 1904-nucleotide messenger RNA. RefSeq lists its product as uncharacterized. NCBI's taxonomy places the organism in Eukaryota, Metazoa, Chordata, Actinopteri, Cyprinodontiformes, Rivulidae. The transcript is spliced from 2 exons. Bases 53 to 1171 code for a protein of 372 amino acids. The record is from RefSeq and is a predicted model, not a curated record.